Gaeumannomyces tritici R3-111a-1 is the source of this 222-nucleotide messenger RNA. RefSeq lists its product as hypothetical. The record is from RefSeq and is a predicted model, not a curated record. The transcript has a single exon. The coding region runs from base 1 to 222 and encodes 73 amino acids. NCBI's taxonomy places the organism in Eukaryota, Fungi, Ascomycota, Sordariomycetes, Magnaporthales, Magnaporthaceae.
AUGUGUACAGGCAAUGGCAGGCUGCCCCCUGCCGCCACUGUCGAGCGCCACGUUCCAUGCCCGGCUCGCCAGAUGGACCUGCCCGCACGCCUCUCGACGAAUCGCCAGGGCCCAGGGGUGGUAGUGCUGUGGACGCGCCUUGCCCAAAGCGGCGGAAUGGCUGCUCGCGAUGGCGCCUGUCCGUGGCCAAUGGAGCGCCGUGCCUUGCAACCCCUGAACUGA